GCCGAAGGACCGAUAGUCAUGACCUCUUUUAUAUUACCUCCCAACCUUGUCCGAAUCUCGUUGAUUCGGAGUACUAGGCAUCCAGGCAACCCACAUACACCUCUAUUCACAGCGCUUCGUGUCUUUCUUCGUGAUUAGUUGCACCAGCAUAUCUCGACACGCAGCCCCCUCUCCCAGCGGAGACAGCUCUCACUGAGGCUCACUGUCAGAACCCACCACUUAACAUCGGCCUCUGUUGUCUCCCCACCUUACCGGCUUCCCAGCGAUGAUACAUCGUGACUCAUUGGUUGCUCUUCCAGUCGAGCUUCUCUACGAGAUACAACUCUUCUCCAUAUCUCCAUCUUUACCUCUAACAUGCAAGACGCUCUACGGAAUAUUCAGCGCAUCUCCAUCCUCCUAUCGUGCCCAAUAUCUUAUCGCAUCUGUAGAAGCCGCACAAAUUAGGAACGACUUGAUUCCUUCGAAACUAUUGCGGUACCCAAUUUGCACAAUGGACACCUUGGAAGCAGUAUUUCGAAUAUCCAGCGAUGUUAUAUCUUCAACCUGGAGGCCGGAACUUCCAAGACGCCUCUUUCGCUCGCUCACACCCGGGUCUCACGCAAAGCCGCCUUCGUGGACAGAUCAAGACCAUCCGCUUCCCUUCCUGAAAUAUUUAUUCGCUUGUCCGAAAAUCCAUCCCCCAGACGUCAACUCACACGAGGGCUAUGCCCUCACAAAAGCUGUCCAAGUGGGCUUUGUGCCUCUAAUUCGCUUCCUCCUUGAUCAUGGUGCUUCCCCUCGCUGCAAAAACAGCAUGUCGAUCAUUGUCGCUAUUUACCGCAAGGAUAUCUCACUUGUGCGACUACUUGUGGACAGAGUGGAUCGGGAAUCUAAUCCAGCGGGACAAAAGGAGAAGGGGACGAGGCGAAAAUUGGAGGAUCGAGCCCAAGUAACACCUGAAAUGCUCAAAGUUGCGGUGAAACUCGAUGCACGGGAUAUUGUGGAAUAUUUGAUGAAAGAAAAGGGAUGUGUGCCAGAUAUGCAGACUCUGCUGAUGAUGCGGUGACAUUGGAAAUUACAGCCUUUGGCAAUAAUUGAUAUCUGAUGUAUUGAUUCACCAUGUAGGUCUCAUCACCUGCAUUCACUGCGGAAACGAGAUUUUGUGCAGACCUGGACAGUGUGCAAAAAGGCCACAUAAACAGUA
Molecule: messenger RNA, 1183 nt
Organism: Suillus clintonianus
Lineage: Eukaryota; Fungi; Basidiomycota; Agaricomycetes; Boletales; Suillaceae
Exons: 2
Coding region: 266-1045 (259 amino acids)
Source: RefSeq, a predicted model, not a curated record